AUGGCGAGCUCACAGCUGCGCAGCGCCCAGCUGCAGCAGGUGCGGCGGCUGUCGACGAUGUCGUCAGGGCUGCGGGCCAGCAUGCUGUCGCGGGCGAGCAGCAGAAGCGCAGUGGGCACAGCAUCGAGACUGACGUCAGCGCCAGGAUCAGCGGCAUUAGCAGCAGCAACUGCAGUCGGGCGGCGGCCAGCAGCCAUGCAGCUGGUGCGACACGCGUCCAGCGGGCCGACAGUGACGAGCUCGACGACGGUCAAGCCGAAGAAGCGGUUCCGCAAGCUGCGUUGGCUCUGGCGGCUGACCUAUCUCUCGGGACUGGGGCUGGCGGGUUACAUUGUGUAUUCAUUGUGGGAGGACCGGCAGCCGGGCGAGGUGCUGCCGCGGGACCCCAACAAGAAGACGCUGGUGAUCCUGGGGACCGGAUGGGGUUCGGUGUCGCUGCUGAAGAAGCUGGACACGGAGAACUACAACGUGGUGGUGAUCUCGCCGCGCAACUAUUUUCUGUUCACGCCGCUGCUGCCGUCAUGCACGACGGGCCUGAUUGAGCACCGGUCGAUCAUGGAGCCGAUCCGGACGAUUGCGCGGACGAAGAACGGGUCGGUGACGUUCUACGAGGCAGAGGCGAGCUCGGUGGACCCGGAGCGCAAGGUGGUCAAGAUCCGGGACGGAGCGGACGUGCGGGGCCGGACGACGGAAUCGGAGGUGGCAUACGACAUGCUGGUGGUGGGUGUCGGAGCAGAGAACGCGACGUUUGGAAUUCCGGGCGUGCUGGAGAACUCGUGCUUCCUCAAGGAGAUUGGCGACGCGCAGCGGAUCCGCAAGAAGAUCAUGGACUGUGUGGAGACGGCAGCGCUCAAGGACCAGACGUCGGAGGAGAUCGACCGGCUGCUGCACAUGGUGGUGGUGGGCGGCGGGCCGACGGGCGUGGAGUUUGCGGGCGAGCUGCACGACUUCUUCGAGGACGACAUCAAGAAGUUGAUUCCGGACAUUGCAGAUCGGUUCCGCGUGACGCUGAUCGAGGCGCUGCCCAACGUGCUGCCGAGCUUCAGCAAGCAGCUGAUCGACUACACCGAGAGCACGUUCAAGGAGGAGGAGAUUGCGAUCCACACCAAGACCAUGGUCAAGAAGGUGACGGACAAGGCGGUCGAGGCCGAGGCCAGCCGGCCAGACGGUUCCAAGGAGCGCGUCGUCUUUCCCUACGGUCUGCUCGUGUGGGCCACCGGCAAUGCGCUGCGACCGGUCGUGCGCGAUCUCAUGGGCCGCAUCCCGGCGCAGAAGGACUCGCGUCGCGGCCUGGCCGUGAACGAGUACCUGGUCGUGCAGGGUGCCCGCGACAUCUGGGCCGUCGGCGACUGUGCUGUCGCCGGCUAUGCGCCUACAGCCCAGGUGGCCUCGCAGGAGGGCGCCUUUCUGGCCCGCCUGUUCAACAACAUGGCCCGAACGGCUGUGCUGGAAGACCGCGUCCGCACGCUGAGCGCGUCGCUCAACCUGCAGCCCGGCACCGAUGCGCCGACGGCCAGCCGCGAGAUCGAAGAGGCCGAGCGCCAGCUGCGCCGCAUCAAGGACAUCAAGCCCUUCCACUACUCGCACCAGGGCUCGCUGGCCUACAUUGGCAGCGAAAAGGCCGUUGCUGACAUUGCCUGGUUCAACGGCAACUUUGCCUCGGGCGGCAGCAUGACCUUUUUGUUCUGGCGGAGCGCCUAUCUGUCCAUGGUCUUUAGCAGCCGCAACCGUCUGCUGGUGAUCAACGACUGGAUCAAGUCCAAGCUCUUCGGCCGCGAUAUUUCCCGCGAGUAG
Messenger RNA from Grosmannia clavigera kw1407, 1794 nucleotides. Its product is annotated as alternative NADH-dehydrogenase. NCBI's taxonomy places the organism in Eukaryota, Fungi, Ascomycota, Sordariomycetes, Ophiostomatales, Ophiostomataceae. Bases 1 to 1794 code for a protein of 597 amino acids. The record is from RefSeq and is a predicted model, not a curated record. Gene Ontology annotation, molecular function: NADH dehydrogenase activity. The transcript has 2 exons.